Messenger RNA from Didymodactylos carnosus, 924 nucleotides. NCBI's taxonomy places the organism in Eukaryota, Metazoa, Rotifera, Eurotatoria, Philodinida, Philodinidae. The record is from the annotation of a GenBank genome assembly.
AUGAAACCUCUAAUUGAUUUUGAAAUAUUUGAAGAAUUAUUUAAAACUGGCAGUGGUUUACCUGUGAACAAUGCUGGAAAUAUAAGUCCACAUUUAAAACCAAAAUUUAUCAAAAUAUCCGAAAGUUUAACAUUAUUAGAUCCACAAGGACAAAGAAAUCUAGCUACUGCUCGUCGAAAAUUAGAUCUUGAUGUAAAUACGAUAAUGCGCGCUUUAAACAAUCUUGAUCUUAAAAUAUUAACCAUCGAUACAAUUGAUAUAUUACAACAUUUUAUUCCUACAGAAUCUGAAAAAUUGAAAGCACUAAUUAAUUCAUCGUUGGCGUUGAAAAAUAGUACAAGAUUUAAAAAAUUACUUGAAAUUAUUUUGGCCUUCGGCAAUUAUAUGAACAGUAGUAAACGAGGGCCGGUGUAUGGAUUUAAAUUAAACAGUUUAGAAAUUUUAUCUGAUACUCGAACACACGAUAAACGUUUAACACUUCUACAUUAUAUUGUACAAACAAUUCAAGAACGUUCUCCAGAUGUUGCCAAUUUUGAUUCGGAUUUGAAAAUAGUUGAAAAAGCAGCACAAGUUUCGUUGGAAAAUAUUCAAACUGAUGUGCAAGAUUUAACACGUGGCUUAGAUUUGACCAAGAAAGAACCAGCCAUACGUCAAACAAUGAAGAAUGUUGAAAUUCGUCCACUAGAAGAUUUUUUAUUUUUAACGCAAGAUAAAGUUGAUCGUUUAACGAAAGAUGCCAAAAAUGCACAAGAAACAUUUUCACAAUGUGUCGAAUAUUUCGCACGAAUUGAUAAUGAUGAACGUAAUCGUUUAGCUCGUAAAGCAGCUGCUACUCUCGAACGUCCCGUAAAUACAAAACAAACAUUGAAUAAAUGUUCACAGUAUACAAUGGAAUUAGAACAUGACAUAAAAACUAUACGUUAA